This is a messenger RNA of Hibiscus syriacus, 2967 nucleotides long. Its product is annotated as DNA repair protein RAD16-like. The transcript is spliced from 17 exons. The record is from RefSeq and is a predicted model, not a curated record. Gene Ontology annotation, molecular function: ATP binding; ATP-dependent chromatin remodeler activity. Bases 147 to 2810 code for a protein of 887 amino acids. NCBI's taxonomy places the organism in Eukaryota, Viridiplantae, Streptophyta, Magnoliopsida, Malvales, Malvaceae.
UUUUUUUUCUCUCUCUCGCUCUGCGCUUUUUCCCUCACUCCUCCUUUCUUUCCUUUAGAAAACUAUAGAUCAAAUACAUUUUCUGAUCUACUACACUCCGAUCUCCCCCUGCAUUUACACUUUCACUAUUCUCCCGUACUUGCGAAAUGAAGCUUCGAUCGCGGAAAAGGAUCUCCAACCUCUCUGACAGUGAUGAGCACAGCGACCCUUCUGACAAACCCGAUGGUCCUAUUAUGUUGGCCUCUCUCUCAGACUCAGAAAUAUAUGUGCCUUCGUCCGACUCUGAUAUAGGGGAAGAUGAAAUUUUGGACUUAAAUCAUAAAACAAGGAAACCUUCUCGUAUCACCGUUUAUGAUUUUGUUGAGCCUUCAACAAACAGAGGCAACGAUGAGCAGGAAUUGCCUGAGCAAAAUGAAGUCAGUGGUGACUUUAAUGUGUCGAGCCCAAAGAAGAGAAAGAAUGCAAAAAGGAGAAAGAGAAAGAAGUCCGGGGAAGUGUUAAUGUGGGAAGUUUGGGAAGAAGAGCAUGAGAAAUGGGUUGACGAGAAUUUGACAGUAGAUGUUGAUCUUGAUCAACAGAAUGCAGUCAUAACCGAGACUUCUGAGGCAUCUUCCGACUUAAUUAUUCCUUUGUUGAGAUACCAAAAGGAAUGGUUGGCCUGGGCUCUGAAGCAGGAAGACUCCGAAAUCAAAGGGGGAAUCCUUGCAGAUGAGAUGGGAAUGGGGAAGACGCUUCAAGCAAUAGCCCUUGUCCUUGCCAAACGGCAAUUCCUCCAUGAAAUCGGCGAUCCCAAUGGUUCAUCAGUGACCUCAGGUUCGUCAACAGAUUUGCCCAGGAUCAGAUGCACCCUUGUUAUUUGUCCGGUUGUUGCUGUGAGUCAGUGGGUAAGUGAGAUUGAUCGGUUUACUUCUAGGGGAAGCACUAAGGUGUUGGUUUACCAUGGUGCCAACAGAGGGAAAAAUAUGAAACUGUUCUCAGAGUAUGAUUUUGUAAUAACAACUUAUUCUAUUGUUGAGUCCGAGUAUAGGAAAUUCAUGAUGCCGCCAAAGAGUAAAUGCCCAUUCUGUGGGAAGUCAUUUCAGGAAAAGAAGCUCUCUGUUCACUUAAAAUAUUUCUGUGGGCCUGAUGCUGUUAAAACAUUAAAGCAGUCUAAACAAGAGAGUAAGAAAUCGAAAUCUAUGCUUAAGUCAGGCAGAGAACAUGCUAGUAAUUAUGAUACUGAUUCGAGAAAGAAGGGUAGCAAGAAGAAAGCAAAGCAUAUUGAGGAAGACAAAGAUGUUGAAUAUGAGUUUAAUGGAACUUCUGCAGACAUAGAACAUAGCUUGCCUCAAGGAAAAGCACCUCUACAUUCUGUAAAGUGGGAGCGCGUCAUCUUGGAUGAGGCUCAUUUUGUGAAAGAUAGACGUUCUAAUACUGCAAAGGCUGUUCUUUCCUUGGAAUCCUUGUACAAAUGGGCUUUGAGUGGCACUCCUCUACAGAAUCGUGUUGGAGAACUAUACUCUUUGGUUCGUUUCUUGCAAAUAGUUCCAUACUCCUAUUACUUGUGCAAAGAUUGUGACUGCAGAAUUCUUGAUUACGGUACAUCAAGAGAAUGUUCAAACUGCCCCCAUAGUUCUGUGAGGCACUUUUGUUGGUGGAAUAAGUAUGUCGCUACACCAAUACAAAAUCAUGGAAAUGGUGAGAUUGGAAAAAGAGCUAUGAUAUUGCUAAAGCACAAAAUUUUGAAGAACAUUGUCUUAAGACGUACGAAGAAAGGCAGGGCCGCUGAUCUUGCCCUUCCUCCUAGAAUUAUCUCAUUAAGGCGGGACACCAUGGAUAUUAAAGAAACGGACUAUUAUGAAUCAUUGUACAGUGAAAGUCAGGCACAAUUUAACACAUAUGUUCAAGCAGGAACUGUAAUGAACAAUUAUGCUCACAUUUUUGACCUCCUCACACGCUUGCGGCAGGCUGUUGACCACCCUUACCUUGUGGUAUAUUCGAGUACUGCUGCACAAAGAGCUGGAAGCAUAGCAAACUGUGAUAGGAAUAAUGAUGAACAAGUAUGUGGCAUUUGCAAUGACCCUGCAGAAGAUCCAGUGGUUACCGCGUGUGAACAUGUCUUCUGCAAGGCUUGUCUGAUUGAUUUUUCUGCCUCCGUGGGACAUGUCUCAUGCCCCACUUGCUCAAGAUUACUUACUGUUGAUCUGACUACGAAUGCGGAUGCUGGAGGGCAAUCUUGUAGGACAACACUGAAGGGAUUUAAAUCCUCAAGUAUUCUAAACAGGAUACAAUUAAAUGAUUUUCAGACAAGCACGAAAAUAGAGGCUUUGAGGGAAGAAAUCAGAUUCAUGGUGGAAAGAGAUGGCUCUGCCAAAGGAAUAGUUUUUAGCCAAUUCACUAAUUUCUUGGAUCUCAUAAGAUACUCCCUCCAUAAGUCCGGCAUAAAUUGUGUUCAACUGAUAGGGAGCAUGACCUUGGGUGCACGAGACGCUGCAAUCAAAAGUUUUACUGAGGAUCCAGAUUGCAAGAUAUUUCUCGUGAGUUUAAAAGCUGGAGGGGUUGCCCUUAAUCUCACAGUUGCAUCACAUGUUUUCUUGAUGGACCCUUGGUGGAACCCAGCCGUGGAGCGCCAAGCACAAGAUAGAAUACACCGAAUAGGGCAAUGUAAACCGAUAAGGAUUGUCAGAUUUGUUAUUGAAAACACCAUAGAAGAGAGGAUAUUAAAGCUGCAAGAGAAGAAGGAAUUGGUAUUCGAAGGGACCGUGGGUGGCUCCACAGAGGCUCUAGGAAAAUUGACGGAGGCAGACAUGAGAUUUCUAUUUGUCACUUGAGAGCUGUGCUGGAGCUGGAUUGUCAUAAUAUUGUAAUGAAAUGUCCUAUUAACAAAAACGUAGAUCUUAGUAAAGAACAAGUACGCGUAUCAGAUCUCAACUCCCAGGAAAUCCGGAUUUUAUCCGAGUUUCAAACCAGCGUUCAACAAUGCGUGGU